CAGGAAAGGAUCAAACCGAAAUGAGAAGUAGAACGAACCCUACUAUUCGGUCUUCAGGAAUCAGGAAGCAUCAAACUUCAUCGUCCUGACGCUGCGAAAUCUGUUAUGCUACUGGGACUUAGUUGUAUUUGUAUGCCAUAGAGGCUACAAAUGGUUUGAAUUCUUGUAGGUGCGGGCUGAUCAGUAUUUCUUGAUUUUCCUCAUAGGAUGGUGGUCUCAACCUGGUUACACUAACUGCUGCUGUGGAAUUACCUGGAAAAAGUGAAAAGGCGAUAAAUUGUUUCAAUUAUACAUCUUUAUAUAUUUUUCACUGUUCAUUUCAUGGAAGGACAUAAAAGAAACCCUUUAAAGCGACGCCCUAGUCCUCAAUUUAAGAAAAAGGGUGGUCCUAAAAGAGGGAAGUGGAAUAACCCUAUCCCUAGAAGAUCUUCUGAGAAAGCACAUGUUUCUGAUACUGUUUAUCGUAUUCUUUGUCAAUCAAGAAAGAUUGGUAGUGUAAUUGGUAAAGGUGGUAGUAUAAUCAAAGCCUUGAGAGAAGAGACUCAAGCAAAGAUCACAGUUGAAGAUUCUGUUCCUGGUUCGGAUGAGAGAGUGAUAAUUGUCUCUAGUCCAUCUGCACAAUUACCAGAAGUUACUGAAGAUGUGGACAUGGAGCCACAUUGCGCUGCCCAAGAUGCUCUUUUAAAAAUCCAUGAGAAGAUUGUCGAGGAAGACUUGGAUGGAGCAGGAGAUGAAGAUAACAAUGAAAUUUCAGUCACUACACGUCUUCUUGUUCCAAACAAUUUAGUUGGUUGCGUUUUAGGUAGAAAAGGAGAUGUUAUUCAAAGGUUACGAAGUGAAAUUGGUGCAAGCAUUCGUGUUCUUCCUCCUGAAAAUCUGCCCUCCUGUGCUAUGAGUACUGAUGAAUUGGUUCAAGUAUCAGGGACACCUUCUCUGGUAAAAAGAGCUCUGUAUGAAAUAUCAACAUUGUUGCAUGAAAAUCCACGCAAAGAUAAACCUCCCAUGAGUUAUCCUGUGGCUCAUGGUGUACAAGGUUUUAGAUCUUCUGAUUUUCCCAUGGGAGGUAUGCUCCCCCCUGGAAAUUCAGUGUGGCCUAGGCGUAACCAUAAUUUAAAUGGUAUGUCACAUCUGCCAGAGGUGGGAGGAUAUGAGAACCAGCCUUCCAGAUAUGGAGUUGAGAAUUUUGAUAUUGUUCCUCCCCCACAUGGCGGAGAACCUCCAACUGAAUUCACUAUGAAAAUUUUAUGCUUGGCUUCAAAGAUUGGUGGAGUUAUUGGCAAGGGAGGCCUUAAUGUGAGACAACUGCAGCAAGAGACAGGGGCUAGUAUUCAUGUCGAGGAUGUAUCGGCUGAUUCUGAUGAAAGAGUUAUUCGUGUCUCCUCUAUUGAGGCUCUUUGGGACCCCAUAUCACAAACUAUCAAAGCAAUCCUUCAGCUUCAGAGUCAAACUAGUGAAUUUUCUGAUAAGGGAAUUAUCACUACUAGGCUUCUUGUUCCCUCUAGUAAGGUUGGCUGCAUUCUUGGACAAGGAGGUCAAGUUAUAAAUGAAAUGAGGAGGAGGACUAAGGCAGACAUUCGUGUUUUCUCAAAGGAAGAGAAGCCCAAAUGUGCUUCCAAGGAUGAAGAACUUGUGCAGAUUUCGGGUACUUUUGGUGUUGCUAAAGAUGCCUUGACUGAGAUUGCAUCAAGACUUAGAACACGAUCCCUUCGAGAUUCAAAUGCUAAAGUAGAACCUGCUCCCUUAAGGAUGGCCCCAGGGUUUGGUCCUCCUGGAGACUUCCCUGUUGUCAGUCUACCUCCACAUGGUGGCUUAGGUACAGGCAGCUCUAGUAGAUUUGACUACUUGAAGGGUGAUGUUCGUGAAUAUGACCUUCCUAAUUAUCCAGGUCUUCCAAACUCCAUGAGAUAUCCAAAUAUCAGUAGUCCUACAAAUCUGAAGAUUCCAAACAGUACCAUGAGUUCUGUAAUUGGUACAGGAGGGAGCAAUAUACCUGAGCAUGCUGCAUCAAGGAUGAAACUUCGUGAUCCUCAGCUUGGUGGUCCUGAACAUUUUGCCGAGAUCCACAGACCUAUGGAGCAUUGGAGCCCUCCACGGAAUAAUUAUCAAGGAUUGGUUUCUUCUUCUGGUCAAACCAGCAAUCCUCAGCAAGGUGCGUACCAAAGUUAUACUGUCCAGCAAGGAGCCUACUCUCAGUACAGCCCUUCAGGAAUGCACUACCAAAACGUUAACGCCUAUGAAGCUCCUCACCAAAGUAUCCAGGCGCAACUACCAUCAUAUCCAAACACAAAUGCACAAGGUUCUACCAAUUUUGAUAUCAGAUAGUAGGUUGCCGCCCACACUGAUUACUGAUGAUUAUGCCAUUUUUGUACCAUAACCUGUCGUUGAUUGUGCCAUAAUUGUUCUAUGAGAUAUAGGGAUGUUGUAGAUGGUCAUUUUCCUAAGUCCUAACCGGCCCUGAAUGGGAUUAAGGUGGAGGGAGGAGUGUCUUAGCUAGAGCUCUGCUCUUUAAAUGCUUCAGUACUGGGGCUAUCAACAUGUUCACUGAUGUUCUAUAUUAUUUCAGUUCUCUCGGUUUCCUCUUA
Messenger RNA from Ipomoea triloba (trilobed morning glory), 2582 nucleotides. RefSeq names its product KH domain-containing protein At4g18375-like. The coding region runs from base 322 to 2322 and encodes 666 amino acids. Gene Ontology annotation, molecular function: mRNA binding. The record is from RefSeq and is a predicted model, not a curated record. Gene Ontology annotation, cellular component: cytoplasm; nucleus. The transcript has 9 exons. Lineage: Eukaryota; Viridiplantae; Streptophyta; Magnoliopsida; Solanales; Convolvulaceae. Gene Ontology annotation, biological process: regulation of gene expression.